AAAAAGAAAGAUUAAAUGAUGAGGAAAUAAAUAUUUCACAAACAUGUGAUAAAAAAUUUAAAAAACGAAAACUUUCCAACAAUUUAAAUGCUAAUGAUAAAGAACCUGAUCCAGGUUCUCAAUAUCAAAAAGAGUGUA
This is a messenger RNA of Racocetra persica, 138 nucleotides long. The record is from the annotation of a GenBank genome assembly. Lineage: Eukaryota; Fungi; Glomeromycota; Glomeromycetes; Diversisporales; Gigasporaceae.